Messenger RNA from Rubroshorea leprosula, 616 nucleotides. Lineage: Eukaryota; Viridiplantae; Streptophyta; Magnoliopsida; Malvales; Dipterocarpaceae. The record is from the annotation of a GenBank genome assembly.
AACCGCAUCAUUUUUUCUUCACUGAUAAGGAUCACCGGAUUCAGUGACGACUACGCCGAGCAGAACCAAGUGGCGCAGCAAUAUCUGAGAUGGGGAAGACCGUACUUGAUUCCGGAAUCAAGGACAUCUUGGAGAAUGAGACCAUCAUAGAUAUAGCUGAUUCAGUGAGGGAGUAUUAUACAAUCUGGUUUUUCACAGCAUUUCAGUCUAAGCUGACUUGUUCUGGAAAUGGGAAGUCUGCGGAAAAUUUGUCCCCAAUGUCCCAGGACCCUAGCCAAUAUCUUGAUGGCACUGGCAUUUAUAUCCAAGGAUCCAAGUGGGACGGCUUUGCAAAUGGGAAGGGUGAUUUCACCGAUGGACCUAAUGAAAUCCAGAAUCCUGAAGACUUCUUUGAGGAUGACGACUUCAACAACUAUGGGUUCAAUCCGGCGGUUGGUUCUGUAGGGAGGUCAGUUGCAACUACUAUCAGAGCAACAAUGCCUCCGGAAGGUUGGAAAAUUCCGUGUUUAAGAAACUUCCCAAUGGUUACGUAGGAGAAGUUCCAAACCCCACAUGGGAGUACCAUAGAUACAUUUCCUAUUCAAAACCAGGCAAGUAAUAACAUUUCUUUCAAACA